This is a messenger RNA of Prosopis cineraria, 1949 nucleotides long. RefSeq names its product allene oxide synthase 1, chloroplastic. The transcript has a single exon. Lineage: Eukaryota; Viridiplantae; Streptophyta; Magnoliopsida; Fabales; Fabaceae. The record is from RefSeq and is a predicted model, not a curated record. Gene Ontology annotation, biological process: jasmonic acid biosynthetic process; sterol metabolic process. Gene Ontology annotation, molecular function: oxidoreductase activity, acting on paired donors, with incorporation or reduction of molecular oxygen; iron ion binding; monooxygenase activity. Bases 60 to 1619 code for a protein of 519 amino acids. Gene Ontology annotation, cellular component: chloroplast envelope; chloroplast thylakoid membrane.
CCAACAAACCUUCAUUCCCUCUUCAUCCUUAUCCCUCUGCUCUACUCUGCUCUCCUCCAAUGGCCUCCACCAUCUCUUCUCCUUUUCUCCAACUGCAAUUUCCAUUGACCAGAAAAUCGCCCAACCGUUCCACUCCCCCAUUUUUUGUUCGUCCUGUCACUAGAGCCUCCGUCUCCGAGAGACCAUCCUUGGCCGUACCGCCAGUAGCGCCUGCAGAGCUUCCCGUCCAGAAAAUCCCUGGUGAUUAUGGUCUUCCUCUUAUUGGACCCGUCAAAGACCGUCUUGAUUAUUUCUAUAACCAGGGCCGCGACGAGUACUUCAAAUCACGCAUCCAGAAGUACCAGUCAACAGUUUUCCGCACCAACAUGCCGCCCGGACCCUUCAUCUCUCCCAACCCGCGCGUCGUCGCCUUACUUGACGGAAAAAGCUUCCCCGUGCUCUUCGACGUCUCCAAGGUCGAGAAGAAAGACGUGUUCACUGGCACUUUCAUGCCUUCCACGGAGCUCACCGGAGGUUACCGAGUUCUCUCCUACCUCGAUCCCUCCGAGCCCGGGCACGAGCAGCUCAAGCGCCUCAUGUUCUUCCUCCUCAAAUCUUGUCGUGACAAGGUCAUUCCUGAGUUCCAUUCUAGCUACGCCCAGCUCUUCGACACGCUCGAGAACGAGCUUGCCGCGAAUGGAAAAGCUAGCUUCGGCGAUGCCAACGAUCAGGCUGCUUUUAACUUUCUGGCUCGAUCCCUCUACGGGACCAACCCGGCCAAUACCAAACUCGGGCUAGACGGCCCAAAGAUAGUCCAGAAAUGGGUGCUCUUCCAGCUCAGUCCUAUUCUCAUUCUGGGCCUCCCGAAGCCCAUUGAAGAUGGCAUAUUCCACACCUUUCGUCUCCCUCCAGCCCUGGUCAAAUCAGAUUACCGGAGGCUGUACGAUUUCUUCUACGAGUCCUCCGGUUCCGUGCUGGACGAAGCGGAGCGUUUGGGGGUGUCCAGAGAAGAAGCCUGCCACAACCUAUUGUUCGCGACGUGCUUCAAUUCUUUCGGUGGAAUGAAGAUAUUCUUCCCGAACAUGCUGAAGUGGAUCGGGCGGGCAGGGGUGAAACUUCACACGGAGUUGGCGAAGGAGAUCAGAACGGCGGUGAGGUCGAACGGGGGAGAAGUGACGAUGAGGGCGAUGGAGAUGAUGCCGCUGAUGAAGUCGGUAGUGUACGAAGCAUUCAGAAUAGAACCGCCAGUAGCGUUGCAGUACGGGAAAGCAAAGAGAGAUCUGGUGAUCGAAAGCCACGAGAAGAGGUUCAAAGUGAAGGAAGGGGAAAUGUUGUUCGGGUACCAGCCAUUCGCAACGAAGGAUCCGAAGAUAUUCGAGAGAGCGGAGGAAUUCGUGGGUGACAGGUUCGUCGGGGAGGGCGAGGAGUUGCUGAAGCACGUACUAUGGUCAAACGGGCCAGAGAAUCAAGGUCCGACGGUAGAUAACAAGCAGUGCGCGGGAAAGGAUUUCGUGAUGUUGGUGUCGAGACUGUUGGUGGUGGAGCUGUUUCUUCGGUAUGAUUCGUUUGAGAUUCAAGUCGGAUCCUCGCCGCUGGGUUCUUCCGUCACGCUCACCUCUCUCAAGACUGCAAGCUUUUGAGCAACUUUUCCGCCUGAUUUUGGAAUCAAUGGGAUUAUUGUUUAUCAUGUGCCUUUCAUUCCAAGAGUGGGAAAAGCUAUAGAAGACAAUGACAGGUAAAGAGCCAGGCGGGAAGAGAAUCAGCUUUGGCCUGGGAGGAGGGGCCAGCAUGUUAUUAUUGUAUUAUUACACAGGAUUUUACUUUUCAUUUUUUGAUUAUUGUUGAAUAUCUUAUGAAAGUUGACACUACAGGGUCGACGCCCUAAGGUGCUUCUUCUUCUUCUUCUGACUUCUUUGAAGCAAUCUAACAUUUUAGCUGAGUAGGAUUUGUAUGGUAAGAUCUUUUAAUUA